Molecule: messenger RNA, 4038 nt
Organism: Rhineura floridana
Lineage: Eukaryota; Metazoa; Chordata; Lepidosauria; Squamata; Rhineuridae
Gene: OSBPL1A
Product: oxysterol binding protein like 1A
Exons: 28
Coding region: 77-2947 (956 amino acids)
Cellular component (GO): cytosol; membrane; intracellular membrane-bounded organelle
Molecular function (GO): cholesterol binding; protein binding
Source: RefSeq, a predicted model, not a curated record
AAUAAGGAACACAUUUUUACAACUAGCGUGGGAUUUACUUCAAUCUAUGUAGCAGUGUUUUCUGAUAAAAAGAAAAAUGCCAGCAGAGAUGAACACAGAGGCAGAACAGCAGCUCCUCCAUAAUGCUAGAAAUGGAAACAGUGAAGAAGUCAGGCAACUUCUGGAAAACAUGGACAAAGGAGAGGUUAUCUUUAACAUCAACUGCAAAGGCAGAAGCAAAUCUAACUUGGGCUGGACACCUCUUCAUCUCGCAUGCUAUUUUGGGCAUACCAGUGUUGUCAAGGAUUUGCUGAAGGCUGGUGCUGAGGUAAAUGUCCUAAAUGACAUGGGAGACACUCCGUUGCAUCGUGCAGCCUUCACCAGGCGCAAGGAGGUAGUUAUGCUGCUUUUGGAAUACGAAGCUGAUACUUCCAUUGUUAAUGGAAAUGGACAAACUGCAAAAGAUGUUACGCAUGAUAAAGAAAUAAGAGAGAUGCUGGAAGCUGUGGAAAGGACUCAAGAAAGAAAACUUGAGGAACUUCUCCUGGGAGCAGCACGAGAAGGAGAGACUGGAAAACUUGCAGCACUGUUAAACAGGUCAAAUCCUCCUGACAUCAACUGCACUGAUCAGAUGGGAAAUACACCAUUACAUUGUGCAGCAUAUCGUGCCCACAAGCACUGUGCUUUGAAGCUCCUAAAAUGUGGAGCAGACUCCAAAAUAAAGAACAAAAAUGGUCAGACACCCUUUGCUUUAGCCCAAGGUGCAGAAAUGAAAAAAAUACUUGGAGGGGGCAUUGGGAAGGUGAUCAACAAGCCUCUGAAACGAUAUGAAGGACUCCUUUGGAAGAGUUCACGCUUUUUUGGGUGGAAGCCAUAUUGGGUAGUACUGGAACAUGGAGUCCUCUACUGGUACCAAAAACAAGCUGAUAUUGGAAAUAGUAAUCGCCGCCAAGGAUGCAAGCACUUAACACAAGCCAUUUGCACAGCAAAAAGUGAGGAUGGCUGCCUCUUCUCUAUCAAGUGCUUUGAUAACACGGUUCAUAGUUUUAAAGUUCCCAAGACCAACCAACAGUCAAGAGAGAACUGGGUACAAGCAAUUGAAGACCAUUCAGCAUACAGCACACACUAUUGUACUCAGGAACAACUGAGUGAUGAUGAGGAAGAAGAUGAUACAAUAUCAGUGGCUGAGUUACAAGCCACCCUAAAAGUAGCACAGUCAUGCCAACAAAGACUAGAUAAAGAGAUUUCUGGCUUCCUCAUCAUAAUUAAGUCAUGUGACAUUACUCAAGGAAUGCCUACUUCAUUUAUCAAGAAAGCUGAAGGGGUUUCUGAAACUUCAAGAGAAACUUGUGAAGCCCUAAGUAAUUGUCUCAAACUCUUCACUAAGCAAGAAGAGGUGAGGAAUCUGAAACUAGAACAUGAGCAAGAGAAAAGCAAGAUCUUAUCUGAAGCUCUGGAAACACUAGCCACUGAACAUCAUGAAUUGGAGCAGUCGCUAGUCAAAGGGUCACCACCUCUGAGCAUCCUUAGUGAGGAACAGUUCUAUGAUGCUGUUUCAGAUUCAGAAUCCGAAAAAUCAUUGAGUGGAUUUGAAACUGUGACAACUUACUCAUUGGAAGACAGCGUGGAUUCUAGUCAUACUGUAACAUCUGACAUGUCUGAACAAAAAGCCUGUAAAACUGGAGAGACUGUAUCAAAUGGCAUCAAAAAACACAGGACAAGCUUGCCCUCUCCAAUGUUUUCCAGAAAUGAUUUCAGUAUUUGGAGCAUCUUAAGAAAGUGCAUUGGAAUGGAGCUGUCCAAGAUCACUAUGCCAGUAAUUUUUAAUGAGCCACUGAGUUUUCUUCAGCGACUGACAGAAUACAUGGAGCAUACAUACUUAAUUCAUAAAGCCAGUUCACUUUCGGACCCAGUUGAAAGAAUGCAGUGCGUAGCUGCCUUUGCUGUCUCAGCUGUUGCCUCUCAGUGGGAACGUACAGGAAAGCCAUUCAAUCCAUUACUUGGAGAGACGUAUGAACUGGUCAGAGAAGAUCUUGGAUUCAGACUCAUCUCAGAGCAAGUUAGUCAUCACCCACCAAUCAGUGCUUUCUAUGCUGAAGGACUGAACAAUGACUUUGUUUUUCAUGGUUCCAUUUAUCCUAAACUCAAGUUUUGGGGAAAGAGUGUUGAAGCAGAACCUAAAGGGAUAAUAACUCUGAAACUUCUUGAACACAACGAAGCAUACACAUGGACAAAUCCUACAUGCUGUGUGCAUAAUAUUAUUGUGGGCAAGCUUUGGAUUGAGCAAUAUGGAAAUAUGGAAAUAACCAAUCACAAAACUGGUGAAAAAUGUCUGUUAAGCUUCAAACCCUGUGGUCUUUUUGGAAAAGAAUUGCACAAAGUUGAAGGCUGCAUUCUGGAUAAAAGCAAAAAGAAACUUUGUGCGCUGUAUGGAAAAUGGACUGAGUGUUUGUACAGUGUUGACCUUGCAACGUUUGAAGCUUACAAAAAGAAUGACAAGAAGAACACAGAAGAGAAGAAAAACAAUAAACAGAUGGCCAGUUCCGAGGAACUGGAUGAGAUGCCCUUACCAGAUUCGGAGAGUGUAUGUGUUAUUCCUGGAAGUGUGUUAUUAUGGAGGAUAGCUCCAAGGCCUUCAAACUCAGCACAGAUGUACAACUUCACUACCUUUGCUAUGGCUUUGAAUGAAUUGGAUCAAGAAAUGGAAAGUGUUAUUCCUAAAACUGACUGCAGGCUAAGACCAGAUAUAAGAGCUAUGGAAAAUGGUGACAUAGAUGUAGCCAGUGAAGAAAAGAAAAGACUUGAAGAAAAACAAAGAACUGCUCGUAAAAACCGGUCAAAGUCAGAGGAAGACUGGAAGACGAGGUGGUUCCAUCAAGGUCCAAAUCCAUACACCAGUGGACAUGACUGGAUAUACUCUGGGAAUUACUGGGACAGAAACUACUUCAGCUUGCCUGAUAUUUAUUAAAAUCCAGUGAGAAGUCUGAGCCUAACACAAACAAGUCUUAAUCAGUUUUCAGUGUUUUCCUUUGUUCCUAAACUCUUAGAAAAAUACAGACAAUUUUUAAAUGAAUGUACUAUUCAGCAGCUUCUGCAGCAAUUAUGGUAGCACAAGAUUGUUGCUGGGAGAAGUCUGUCACCCUCCCAUAUUAAACAAUGUAUAUAGACAUAUGCACACACACACACACACCUGUUUCAGAGAGAAGGAGCAUUAGUUAUAUUUGCUGAAGAAAACAGUGCAACUAAUGUUCAGUCCCAGGUUAAACAGAAACUAGAAACGUUUUUGUCUUUCUCAUUGGUCAGUCAUAGCGCUGCUCACAUAAUGGAAAUUUGAAACCUCUUAUAAAACAAAUAUCAAAAGUACAUUCAUGACAUGCAGUACUACUAUGGCUCUAAGCCAGAGAAGGGCAUGCCACUCUUGGGAAGAAUUACUCAACUUUCUGUAGGGGAUAUUCCAUUACUUCAGAGAAUUCUGAUUUCUAGAUAAUGAGUCUCAAAACAUUACUGUCUCUGCACCAGCCUGACCCUCCCAUUCACCUGCAGAUAUUAAGUACAAUUAACUGGUAACAUUAUUAGAACCGUCUAUUCCAUGUUUAGUGCAGUGUUUUGAAUUUGCUCUUACAUCUUUUAUUACCAUGCCCAAAUCUUCAUGGAAUUAAGAGCCAUUAAAUCUGGGAAAGUUGAGUUUAACUAAGAUGAAGUAUUUUUAAAAAAAAUCUGCGAUGCAUGAAGAUGUGCUCAGCACUAUCAGAGGUAGGAGGAACUGUUCCUACUUAACUGUGUGAGGUACGUCAAAUGUACCUGGGUAUUUGCUAUCAGAAGCAAACUCUCAAAGUCGUGUGCAUUUCAAAGCAAGUAAGGCAGCUCUGAAACUACUGUACACAGCAGAUAUACCCCUUUGUUUGGGGUACAUUAAACUUUAUGGGACUAUAUAUUUGUAUAAAACUGAGUACAUAAAUUCCAGAGGGCUUGCUGCUCUUGUAUAAUUUAAUUGCUGUUUGGAAGUAUAGUGUUAAUUGAAUAAUUUAAUUGCUAUUAAAUAAAGGCUUUAAACUGUCC